UGUAUAUAUUAUUUAAAAAACGUCGAAAUUAUACAAAAUAAUACACGUAUUUUAGGGAACUGUCUAGUAAUGCAACUAGUACCGUAGUUAAUGAAGUGAAUUGCAUGCCUGGCGGUGGAAUAGAAAAUUAUAAAAGUGGUAAGAAAUUCUCACCGCGAGCCCCCAAACGUGUGAGUGUGUGUGUGUGCGUGUGUUCGAGUGUCCAACUGUGUGGGUGCCAGUGCGAAUGUGAGUGUGUCUUACGUUGCAAACCAAAAUUUCUUUACGAUUUCCAAUUAAAACGGUGGCGGCGGUGUUUCAUCUAAUACCCAUUUGCGAAGCGGCAGAACACAAUUGGCAUGGCCUGCUGGCCUCCAAAUGUUGUUCCCCUCCCUCAAUUGUGAUAAUGAAAGAUGCACGAAUAUGACAUAAUAGAGCGCAAAGAGGAACAAGACAGUCUUCCAACUAACACAAAGGAUAGCAAUUACAACAGCAACAAUACAAAUAAACGCAUUGAUCAGAAUACACAAGAUCCACAGGAUCAGGAUCAGGAUAGAGUGAAAGAAGAGAGCAGAAAAGCAUCAUCAUCAUCCAUAUCGCCAUCCCAGAGGACUCUUUAUCCAUUUGUUGUGGAAUACAUCGAUCAGGUUGUACAAACUAUUGAAAUCGAUCCGGCAACAUCUUCUGUAGAAGGAGCUGAUACUCCUCCAAAACCAAAACGAAAGCGUCGUGUCUAUAUUACGGACUCUGGGCGUUCUUAUAACCUAAGACCACGAGGCCAAGAGGUAGCAGUAACAGCGGUUCAAACGGAGGCGUCUGGGACACAGGCUGCUAAAGAAAAGGAUCAAAGUCCACCGUUGGCACCACAGACGCAGAUUGCCUCCCCCACACCAACAGAGGCCACAGAGUUCUUACAUCCAGAUCACUUUAAACCAGAGAUUUGGAAUAUCAUCGAAGAAGAACAGGACAACACAAAGGCAUUGGGCAAAAAGAAGCGGGGUAUUCGAGGCAUUCGAAAGCGAAGAAACCAACUCCUCACUGAAAUCUAUUCACCUGAAACCGAAGCGGCAAUUGCAGCAGCUCAACUCGAAUUAGACGCGACUGCCAAAUCGAAUUCCCGUGUCGGCCGCAAAAGAACCUGCACCAUGUCAUUGUAUGAUCGUCGUUACCAGACUGCCGGAGAUGAGCGGCGUGUCGCCAAUGGUUAUGGCGGUAAUGGUUUACGUGCUGGUCCCUCAGCCUCAACCAAUGAAAUUGAAUCGCAGGAUAUGCAGGGUCAUCAGUAUUACGGAUCAUCUGGAAGCUCAGCGACACCAGGAUUAAAUGGCAGUGCAGCCAUAAACAAUCAUGCCCCGGCCAUGGGUACCUUGUGCAACAUUGGCAACACAUGCUAUCUCAAUUCGGUGGUAUAUACCCUACGUUUUGCUCCCCACUUCCUGCAUAAUCUUCAUCAUCUGAUACACGAUCUGAAUGUGGUACAACAGACCAUAAUGCGUCAGCACACGGCCAAAUCCGCUUCGUUGGGUCGGCAUGUGAGUGGAGGCGGUGGUGUUGCUCAAUUGGAGCACGCCCGUAGUUGGAGCAGUAAGGAUUUGGUCACAACGGAACCACCCUACGGCAUUAGCAACAGCAAUGGGAAUGUCAGUGUCAAUAGCAAUAGUACAAGUUGCACAAGCGCGAGCUCAAAUACUAGUAAAUCGAGUCAUCAGUCAGUGAGCGAGAAGCUUCACGAGCUGUAUCACAAUCUGCAUGGCAAUGAGAUGACCGAUUCGACGGAACCGUAUCAUGCGGAUACUCUACUGCAUGCCAUACAGGAUGUGAAUGCCACCUUUGAGGGUAAUCAACAGCAGGAUGCCCACGAGUUUCUAAUGUGUGUGCUCAAUUGCAUACGCGAGACAAAUCAAUCGCUAAUCAAGGCCAUUGGUGAGUGUCCCGAGGUAAUGGCGCAUGGUUACAUAUCCAAUCCCGAUGAGGUGGAUUCCAAUGAUGCUGGCCAGGAGCGCAUGGAUUCUUCGGUCACCAUCUCUGGCAAUGGAACGGCUAGUCAAGCAACAGCAAUUGCUCCUGCAGUCCCAACACCAGCAGCUGUAGCAACUACAACAACAAAAACAUCAUUCUUUUCACGCAAAUCGAAGAGAAAAGACGAUUUAAAAUCGUCCGGCUCGAGCAAGUCAUCAUCGACGCGUGUCCAGUCACCAUUAAAGGAGCAAAGUCCCACGGCUGGCUCGGCCACAUCCAAUAGUCUAUUUUAUUUAAAUACAGUCGAUCUCACUGGGGCAACACCACCACCAUCAUCGUUGUCGUCGUCGUCAACGUCUCCUCCGUUGCCGCUCCUGCCGACAACAGCAGCAGCACCCACAAAAUACACCAGUGACGAUGAGAUGAACAGCAGUAGCCUGCUCAAGGAAAAAAUGCGCCUCGAGGAGCGUAUACGUGAAUUGAAUUUAAAUUUCUUCAGUGCCGACUUUGAGGGCAUAGUGGUGCUGACCACCAAGUGCCUGAGCUGUGAAACAGUGACCCGGCAAAAGCAGGGCAUGCUAGACAUUUCGGUUCCUGUGCCCAUAUCGGGUUACGACAAUGCCGAACUGCAGGAGAAGCCAAGCGCUUAUAUACAGAACUCUUGCAUCACAAAGGAAUAUUUUCGCGGAGAGAACAAAUAUAGUUGUAAUCAGUGUACUGGCUACACAGAAGCCAUACGCUCCAUAUCGUAUGAGGUGCUGCCGCGACUUUUGGUUAUACAAUUGAAUCGCUUUUCAGGCGGCAUGGAAAAAGUCAGCACCUAUGUCCCGACCACAUUCACAUUGCCCUGCUUCUGUGUCAAGUGCUGUGAAUUGAAUGAUGGCAACAAGCUUCAUGUCUACAAGCUCUACAGUGUGAUUACCCAUGUGGGAGCCACGCUGACAGUGGGUCACUAUAUAGCCUACACAUGUUUCCUGGAUUUGGCCAGUGACUAUUUGAAUUGUCCCAAGGAUCGACGCAAUAACAUGACGCAGCAGCACACCACUAGUGCAUUGGCAGCAACCGGAACAGGAAUGGGCUCCAAUGAGAAUGCAGCUCCGAAUAAUGGACAAAGUAGCAGCAUCACUCCAGUGUCAGCUGCUGCCUCGGCUCUGGCCUCCUCAGGCACUAGUCUGAUGAAGAAAAUGAAGUUCGGACGCAGCAAGGCGUCGAGCAGCGGCGACAUGAGCAAAAAUGUAAAGCAAUUGAAUGGCAUUAGCAGUAAGACGAUUACCAAUGGCAUUGGCAAACUCACCAUGAAUACCACAUGUCAUGGAGUCAACUGCUGUGCCAUGCGUCUGUGCUGCAGCCAGCAGACCAGUGCAGCCGGCAGUUGCAGCGACUUCAGUGAGGAGUGCCUGCAAAAUGGUAGCAAUAGCAAUCUCAGUUACAGCAGUUCACAGGCAACAAAUGUUGGUGGUGGCGGUGGUGGCACCGCCUAUCCACCGGGAUAUGGAAGCACAGGACGCGGCGGUGUCAAGGCUAACUAUCCACACGGGAGCACAGAGCCAAUUUGGUAUAUGUGCGAUGAUGACAAGAUCAAGGCUAUGACGCAGCGGGAAUUCGAAGAGCUAUUGUCACCCACACGGAAAAUAACCAUUACACCAUAUUUGUUAUUCUAUGCACGAUUCGAUCUGCAAUCGACAUCGUCGUCGACAUCGGCAACGCCAUCGAAGCCAGGAGCAUCAGCAGCAUCAACGCCGCCAUCGUCACAGAGCUCCUGGUCCACUGAUAAUGGAGCGCACAAAAUCUGAGAUCGUGCGAUGACGGCUAGAGCCGUCGCCAAUGAGAGACGUUUGAAAUAAACAUAUUAAGUUGUGUGCGGAUAGAGAUGACCGAGAUACCGCGAUAACCCCCAGAGAGAUAUCAAGGUCUCUAGUCUAGGCUUUAAUGAAGCAGAAGUCUGUUUGUUAAACAAUUGUAUUCGUUUUUAAGAUCUAUCGUUUAUCUACAUGUAUAACUUAACUAACUACUUGGCAGCGGUUUGACUGAUGUGCACACUCUCACUCCUCCGAACGGCAGGUUAAUUUAUUAAUGAAAUCGCAAAAGGAGUUAGCCGAUCCAGUUGUUGCCCUUUCGUAUUCUUAUUUUUUUUUUUGUAUUUCUCGACUGGAUCGAUUAGAUUAGAUUAUGUCCUCACAAAGCAAAACAAAAAAAAAAAAACAAAAACAAAUUUAUAAUAAUAUUCUUUAGUUGCAUUUUGAGCCAGGCAUUCAUUUGUUGUACACUUAUUGUUAAUAAUCACACGAAUUUAACACGUUAAGAACGCUAUGGUAUCCAAUUGUUUGCCCCCUUAACCAUUUCCCUUCCCUUCAAUUGCCUCAGAAAAAAGAAAAAGAAAAAAAAUUAAUAA
Drosophila willistoni is the source of this 4330-nucleotide messenger RNA. RefSeq names its product ubiquitin carboxyl-terminal hydrolase 1 (gene Usp1). Gene Ontology annotation, biological process: protein deubiquitination. The record is from RefSeq and is a predicted model, not a curated record. Gene Ontology annotation, molecular function: cysteine-type endopeptidase activity; cysteine-type deubiquitinase activity. The transcript is spliced from 4 exons. Gene Ontology annotation, cellular component: nucleus; cytosol. Bases 393 to 3731 code for a protein of 1112 amino acids. Lineage: Eukaryota; Metazoa; Arthropoda; Insecta; Diptera; Drosophilidae.